Stegodyphus dumicola is the source of this 1072-nucleotide messenger RNA. RefSeq names its product complement C2-like. Gene Ontology annotation, biological process: proteolysis; complement activation. Gene Ontology annotation, cellular component: extracellular region. The record is from RefSeq and is a predicted model, not a curated record. Gene Ontology annotation, molecular function: serine-type endopeptidase activity. Lineage: Eukaryota; Metazoa; Arthropoda; Arachnida; Araneae; Eresidae.
AUGCCAAUUAAAGCAUACAGGUACAUUGAUCUGGUGUUGCCAAAGAUCUUUUGCGAUCUACCAGAGUCACUUGCGAAUGGCUCUAUUCCGGAGGUACAAUCUACCAAUAUUACAGCUUUCCCUUACGACUUUGAGAUCACGUAUGUGUGCAAUGAAGGCUACCGAUUAAUUGGAAGUAGCUGGCGGUUCUGCAGUAAGAAUGGAUGGUCUGGAGAUACACCAUACUGUGAAGAGAUCCGAUGUCCAGAUCCAGGGGUUCCAGAGUAUGGCUUAUCUUCCAGAGAUAGCUUGAAAGUUGGCAGCAAAGUCACCUUCUUUUGCUUCAAUGGUUACAAUCUCAUCGGAUCAUCUGAAAGGUAUUGUAUGCCUAAUGGCCAAUGGAACGGAGAAGUAGCCAGAUGUGACAACGAAGAUAACUACUGCCCUGACCCUGGAAUUCCUGUGAAUGGAAUGAAGAAUAGUAGUCAUUAUGAUAUGGGAAGUAAGAUUCGCUUUCAAUGUAGGCCUGGUUAUAUUUCAAUGGGAUCGGGUCUUAUAGAAUGUCUGCCAAACAGAACCUGGUCAGCAAAAGGAAUGAAAUGUAUCGGUCCCUAUGAAUUUGAUGACAUUGAUCGAGUAAGCAGAAUUUUGAAAUUAAAAUUGGACGACAUAACACGUCAACAAAAAGAACGUCUUCCAUCUCAGGCCAUUUGGCUCCACAGAACCAAGAAAAGAAGCGAGAGAUUCAUUCUGUAUUUUGUAUUUAACCCGUCACGUAGGCUUGGAAAGCGCAAUUUGCGCAGUACUGUAGACUUUGCCAAGGCCAUUAUAAGGAAGGUUGGCGUAAGCGAGUAUGGGACAAGAAUUGGAGCUUCCACGUUCGGUUCUAACGCUGAAAAAAUAGCAUUCUCACCUACUAGCUACAGGCGUACGGAAGAUGUUCUCCGCGCCUUGGACAAAUUCGAGGACACUGGUAGUGGAAGAACAACACUUGCUGCUUCCUUAGAAAACAUAAGAAAAAACUUCCUUCAUCUGACUGAACAGGCUUUUGGUAGGAGAGGACAGAAAUUUAUUAUUUUCAUUCUUACAGACG